Molecule: messenger RNA, 1506 nt
Organism: Penicillium crustosum
Lineage: Eukaryota; Fungi; Ascomycota; Eurotiomycetes; Eurotiales; Aspergillaceae
Product: 25S rRNA (adenine645-N1)-methyltransferase
Exons: 1
Coding region: 1-1506 (501 amino acids)
Biological process (GO): rRNA methylation; ribosomal large subunit biogenesis
Cellular component (GO): nucleolus
Molecular function (GO): rRNA (adenine) methyltransferase activity
Source: RefSeq, a predicted model, not a curated record
AUGUUCGCUGUUCCAGGAUGGUCCGUGGAGAGCUCUGCUCUGAAGUCACAGACUCAGGCCGUGCAGCCCAAGAACGAAUCCCAGCCGGAGAAGGAUGCCCCCAACGCCGAUGCGAAGAAUAACAAGCGCAAGCGUGCUAAUGACCGUGUCACCGCCGGAAAUGUGGAUGAGAUGUACCGCAGGCACAUUGAGAAGGGUUCAAACCGCGGCCCAGAGGGUUCCGUGAAGCCAGAGAAGAUGCAAAAGAAGGAAAAGAAGGAGAAGCAGACACCUGAGACGGCCACCACCCAGGAGCCUACAGGCGAAACUGUCACCAUCGCCGAUGUAGACGCAGAUCAAGCCGAGGAGAAAGCUCCCAAGAAGAAGCAGCGGAAAAACAAGAAGAACAAGGACAACGCCUCAGAAGACAAGACCGAGACAGAGCCUACUGCCCCGGCUAAAGAAGCUUCUGCCCCUGCCCCCGCUGCGCCUGCACUCCCACCAACAGCGAACCUGACCCCUCUCCAGCAGGCUAUGCGACAGAAGCUGAUAUCCUCCCGGUUCCGCCACCUGAACGAAACCCUCUACACGACCCCCUCCGAGAAAGCACUCGAGAUGUUCAGUACCAACCCUGAGCUCUUCGACGAGUACCAUGCCGGAUUCGCACGACAGGUCAAGGAGUCAUGGCCCUCAAACCCGGUCGACGACUACAUCAAGACCAUCCGCACCCGCGGUGCAAUCCCGCUCCCAAGGCGAGGAAAGCCCCUCAACCCUGCCAAGGGCUACCCGCUCCCCCGUCGUCCUACUGGAGUAUGCACAUUCGCCGAUCUGGGCUGUGGUGAUGCACAGCUCGCGCGCGCCUUGACUCCCUCCGCCAAGAAGCUGAACAUCAAGCUCAACAGCUACGACCUAGCAGCGCCCGAUCCAUUGAUCACCAAAGCCGAUAUCUCGAAUCUUCCCUUGGAGGACGGCGCCGCGGACGUGGCUAUUUUCUGUCUGAGUCUGAUGGGAACUAACUGGGUUUCGUUCGUCGAGGAGGCAUGGCGUAUUUUGCGCAAUGACGGCAAGGGCGAAUGCUGGGUCAGUGAGGUCAAAAGUCGAUUUGGCAAGGUCCAACGCAAGAAGUCUCAGAUCGGUGCGCAGAAGCCCGGCAGCAAGGCAGACAAAAAGAAGCCCAAGAAGAAGGGCGGUGACGAUUCCGAGGAUGACGCUGACAUUUUUGCUGAGGAUGUGCGGCCGUCUGACAAUACCGACGAGACUGAUAUCUCGGCGUUUGUGGAGGUGUUCCAGUCUCGUGGGUUCAUGCUUCGUCGGGAAUCCGUGGAUAAGUCCAAUAAGAUGUUUGUGAGAAUGGUGUUUGUUAAGCAGGGUGGUGCGCCUACCAAGGGGAAACACGCUUCGGCCCUCAGUGCGCCUGCGCCUGGUAACAAGAAGCGCUUUGUUGACCGCAAGCCUGACUCAGAGUCUGGCUUGUCGGCUGAGCAGGAGGCCAAGGUGCUGAAGCCGUGCGUUUAUAAGAUCCGCUAG